GGCUGAAAACUCAACCGAGAUGGAAUCUCCCAGUCUGAACCGGUUUCAACCGGUUCCGAGUUUGUGGCACUAGAAGGAGGGGGAGAAGCGGCGCGGCGGCAGCAGCAGCAGCAGUAGCAGCAACAGCAACAUCCACAGCAAUAGCAACAGCCCCAGCAGCGGCGUCUGUUCCAGUCUUUGCUGCUGCCGGCCGUGCAAUCACCCGGAGGGGGAGGAGGAGGAGGAAGAGGAGGGGAGAAAGUUUAGGGGAGCCGGGUUGGGGGGGCCCAGCCGCCGGAGCCGAGUGAGAGAGGGGACUGCGUUGUGGUGGGGGGAAAGUCGGACUGCACCUGGCAGCACCGAGCGUCCCCCUGACUGGACUUCAGCGGCGCCCCCCCCCCCCCCCCCGUUGCUCCUGCUGCUGUCUGGCCGGAGGGUCCCCUUGGGGCUGAAUCUCUGGGACCUGACUCCCCUUCUCCCCUCCCCCGCCCCUCCUUCUCCACCCCAUCGGGAUCGUUGAUUCAUCCGCUUCGUUAUCGUUAUUUUGGGGGGAGGUGGGCAAACUGUGAAACCCACCUUCGUCAACCCUCUUUCCCCCCUCCCCACCUUCCCUCAUCCCUUUCCAGCCCCUCCCCACAAGGAAGGACGAGGCAGUUGGUUCAAUCUCUGGUAAUCUAUGCCAGCAAUUAUGACAAUGUUAGCAGACCAUGCAGCUCGUCAGCUGCUGGAUUUCAGCCAAAAACUGGAUAUCAAUCUUUUGGACAGUGUGGUGAAUUGCUUGUACCAUGGGGAAGGAGCCCAGCAAAGAAUGGCUCAGGAGGUCUUAACACACUUAAAGGAACAUCCUGAUGCGUGGACAAGAGUUGAUACAAUUUUGGAAUUUUCACAGAAUAUGAACACGAAAUAUUAUGGACUACAAAUUUUGGAAAAUGUGAUAAAGACAAGAUGGAAAAUUCUUCCAAGGAACCAAUGUGAAGGAAUUAAAAAAUACGUUGUUGGCCUUAUCAUAAAGACUUCAUCUGACCCAACAUGUGUAGAGAAAGAAAAGGUGUACAUUGGAAAAUUGAAUAUGAUUCUUGUUCAGAUCUUAAAACAGGAAUGGCCCAAACACUGGCCAACUUUCAUCAGUGACAUUGUAGGAGCAAGUAGGUCCAGUGAAAGUCUCUGCCAGAAUAAUAUGGUGAUCCUUAAACUAUUGAGUGAAGAAGUAUUUGAUUUCUCCAGUGGGCAGAUCACUCAAGUGAAAGCAAAGCAUUUGAAAGACAGCAUGUGCAAUGAAUUCUCACAGAUAUUUCAGCUGUGUCAGUUUGUGAUGGAAAAUUCCCAAAGUGCUACGCUUGUACAUGCCACUUUGGAAACAUUGCUAAGAUUUCUAAACUGGAUUCCACUGGGAUAUAUAUUUGAAACCAAGUUAAUCAGCACAUUAAUAUAUAAGUUCCUAAAUGUUCCGAUGUUUCGAAAUGUUUCUCUGAAGUGCCUCACUGAGAUUGCUGGUGUGAGCGUAAGCCAAUAUGAGGAACAAUUUGUAACACUAUUUACACUGACAAUGAUGCAGCUAAAACAGAUGUUACCUUUAAAUACCAAUAUUCGACUUGCUUACUCCAAUGGAAAAGAUGAUGAACAAAAUUUCAUCCAGAAUCUCAGUUUGUUUCUCUGUACAUUUCUUAAAGAACAUGGUCAGCUUAUAGAAAAGCGACUAAAUCUCAGGGAAACGUUGAUGGAGGCGCUUCACUAUAUGUUAUUGGUAUCAGAAGUCGAAGAAACGGAAAUCUUUAAGAUUUGUCUUGAGUAUUGGAACCAUUUGGCUGCUGAACUAUACAGAGAAAGUCCAUUUUCGACCUCUGCCUCUCCAAUGCUCUCUGGAAGUCAACAUUUUGAUGUUCCUCCCAGGAGACAACUUUACCUCCCUGUAUUAUCCAAGGUCCGUUUAUUGAUGGUGAGUCGAAUGGCUAAACCUGAAGAAGUGCUCGUUGUAGAAAAUGAUCAGGGAGAAGUUGUGCGAGAAUUUAUGAAGGAUACAGACUCCAUUAAUUUGUAUAAGAAUAUGAGGGAAACUUUGGUAUACCUUACACAUUUGGAUUAUGCAGAUACUGAAAGAAUAAUGACUGAAAAACUUCACAAUCAGGUGAAUGGAACAGAAUGGUCUUGGAAAAAUUUGAACACUUUAUGUUGGGCAAUAGGCUCAAUUAGUGGAGCGAUGCAUGAAGAGGAUGAAAAAAGGUUUCUUGUUACAGUCAUAAAGGAUCUUUUAGGAUUAUGUGAACAGAAAAGAGGCAAAGAUAAUAAAGCUAUUAUUGCAUCAAAUAUCAUGUACAUAGUAGGACAGUAUCCAAGGUUUUUGAGAGCUCAUUGGAAAUUUUUGAAGACUGUGGUCAACAAGUUAUUUGAAUUCAUGCAUGAAACCCACGAUGGUGUCCAGGAUAUGGCCUGUGAUACCUUCAUAAAAAUAGCGCAAAAAUGCCGCAGGCAUUUUGUUCAGGUUCAGGUUGGAGAAGUAAUGCCAUUCAUUGAUGAGAUUCUGAACAACAUUAACACUAUCAUUUGUGAUCUUCAGCCUCAGCAGGUUCAUACAUUCUAUGAAGCUGUUGGAUAUAUGAUUGGUGCGCAAACUGACCAAACAGUACAAGAACAUUUGAUAGAAAAAUAUAUGCUACUUCCUAAUCAGGUGUGGGACAGCAUAAUUCAGCAAGCCACAAAAAAUGUGGAUAUACUUAAGGAUCCUGAAACAGUUAAGCAGCUUGGAAGUAUUUUGAAAACAAAUGUAAGAGCAUGUAAAGCUGUUGGUCACCCCUUUGUAAUUCAGCUUGGACGGAUUUAUUUAGAUAUGCUUAAUGUGUACAAGUGCCUCAGUGAAAAUAUUUCUGCAGCUAUCCAGGCCAACGGUGAAAUGGUUACAAAGCAACCCUUGAUUAGAAGUAUGCGAACAGUAAAAAGGGAAACUUUAAAAUUAAUAUCUGGUUGGGUGAACCGGUCUAAUGAUCCACAGAUGGUAGCUGAAAAUUUCGUUCCUCCUUUGUUGGAUGCAGUUCUGAUUGAUUACCAGAGAAAUGUUCCUGCUGCUAGAGAACCAGAAGUACUUAGUACAAUGGCCAUCAUCGUCAACAAAUUAGGGGGGCACAUAACGGCUGAAAUACCUCAGAUAUUUGAUGCUGUUUUUGAAUGCACAUUAAAUAUGAUAAACAAGGACUUUGAAGAAUAUCCUGAACACAGAACAAACUUUUUCUUGCUACUUCAGGCUGUAAAUUCUCAUUGUUUCCCAGCAUUCCUGGCCAUUCCACCUGCACAAUUUAAAUUAGUUUUGGAUUCGAUUAUUUGGGCUUUCAAGCAUACUAUGAGGAAUGUUGCAGAUACAGGCCUACAAAUACUCUUUACACUCUUGCAAAACGUUGCACAAGAAGAAGCUGCUGCUCAGAGUUUCUAUCAGACCUAUUUCUGUGAUAUCCUUCAGCACAUCUUUUCAGUUGUGACAGACACCUCACAUACUGCUGGUUUAACAAUGCAUGCUUCGAUCCUUGCAUACAUGUUUAAUUUAGUAGAAGAAGGAAAAAUAAGUACACCAUUGAAUCCUGGAAACCCAGUUAACAACCAAAUGUUUAUUCAGGAGUAUGUGGCUAAUCUUCUCAAAUCUGCUUUUCCUCACCUGCAAGAUGCUCAAGUUAAACUGUUUGUAACAGGACUCUUCAGUUUAAAUCAGGAUAUCCCUGCUUUCAAGGAGCAUCUUAGGGAUUUCCUGGUUCAGAUAAAGGAAUUUGCAGGAGAAGAUACAUCUGAUCUGUUUUUAGAAGAAAGAGAAACAGCCCUUCGACAGGCUCAGGAAGAGAAACAUAAACUUCAGAUGUCUGUCCCUGGCAUCCUUAAUCCACAUGAAAUUCCUGAAGAAAUGUGCGAUUAAAAAUCAAAACAAGUUAUGCUGUUUUUUUUUCUGUACAGCUGCUUUGUUGUGGUAGAAGAAAACAGCAUUUGGAUAUUUGUUGACCAAAAUGAUGCCAAUUUGUAAAUUAAAAUGUCACCUAGUGGCCCUUUUUCUUAUGUGUUUUUUGUAUAAGAAAUUUUCUGUGAAAUAUCCUUCCAAUGUUUAAGCUUUUGUUUCAGUCAUCUUUAUUUAGAUUUGCAUGAAGUUGAGAAUUAAGGCAUUUUAAAAAACAAUAUUACUUCAUGCCCAUUUUGUGGCUGGGAUGGGGGGAAGAAACAAAUUGAAUUUGAAAAAAAUAUACUUGUAAAUUCUAUUGCAAAAUUAAUACAAUUUUUUCCUGUAACAAUACCAAUUUUUAAUUAGGGAGCAUUUUCUUUCUAGCCUAUAUUUCAGUCUAGAAGAAAAGGUUAAUGAGUAAAACAAUUGCGUUGUUAAAGGAUUAUUACAGUGCUGCAUUGUCUUAAAAGGUAGCACCACUUGGACUGAAUUGGAUGGCUAGACUACAUGUAUUACGAGUCUGUAUGGCAAGUUUGCAGCAAGAUCAUGUGCAUAUCAUCCCAUUGUAAAGCAACUUCAGAGAGUAUGGGAACACAGUUAGUUAUUUUUACACAGUUCUUUUUGUUUGUGUGUGUGUGCUGUCGCUUUGUCGACAACAGCUUUUUGUUUUCCUCAAUGAGGAGUGUUGCUCAUUUGUGAGCCUUCAUUAACUCGAAGUGAAAUGGUUAAAAAUAUUUAUCCUGUUAGAAUAGGCUGCAUCUUUUUAACAACUCAUUAAAAAACUCUGGCUUUUGAGAUGACUUAUACUAAUUUACAUUGUUUACCAUGCUGUAGUGCUUUAAGAACACUACUUAAGAGCAAAAUAAACUUGGUUUACAUUUAUUUUUCCUUUAUUGACUCAAUUAUUGAUGUAUUAUUGGAAGUGGUCAUCUUUGUGUUGAGUCAACUUAACGUAAAGAGUUUGGAACCUGGGAUAGAAACAGUUGUAUGAUGGACAGGAAAAUGUAGCUUUUAAAUUGCUCUAUGUAAUUACAGAAACAUGUGUGUCUGUAUGUGUAUAUAUACAUAUAUAUGUCUACAGAUUAUCAACCUGUUUCUAAACAUAAAAGUUUUAUGAGUGUACCCUUGUAUAAAUCUCCUUUUUUUCUGUCAAAUGGAGGUGAAGGAAUAGAACGUUUGUCAACCAAAAGGAACUUUGUAGAAUUUCAGGAAAACUAGUUGCCUUUUUAAUUGCAUUCAUUGCUAUCUUAAAAUAAUCUCAUACUGCUUUGUUUCUUUUUAAUAUGUAGGGAUUAAUUCCAACUAAAUUGCUGUGAUUUCAUUAAGGAAAGAGGGGAGGGUAUGGCUAGACUUUAGUAUUUUGAUUUUGGGACAAAAAUGGGUCAACAAUUGGAAGGGACUAGGACUUGGGGAAAGUUGUAGAUAAAGGGAGUACAGGAAAGGGCAUGAUUUGGUCCAGAGUUUCAUUUCUGAUAAAAACAUUAAAGAGCCUAAAGAAGUAAGAUCAUCUGUACACAGUCAAGCCUUGAGAACUUGGUAUUAAGAGGUGGUUUUGGUCAUUCAGAACCAUAGGACUACAAGCUGCCCGCCAUCUUUAGGUGGGCGGCAGAAAAGGCAUUUGUCAGAAUUUGUUUUCUGGUGACUUGUGUUUUAACUUCAACCAAAAAGAAGUUGUUGUAGUGUAAUGUUUAUAUGCUACAUCUUAAAUAUACUUUAAAGCUUUUUUUGUAAGACAAAUCACUUCAUGAUAAUGAAUGUAAUUUUAAAGUUGUAUUAUAACUAUUUAAAUAGAAAAUUAUUUAAUGCCUUGUGAAAGCUGUUGCAAUUUCUAGGUUGUAGCUGUAGUAAAUCUCUGGAAAGCAUAAAAAAUGGAGUUUAGUACA
This is a messenger RNA of Trichosurus vulpecula (common brushtail), 5772 nucleotides long. It is a transcript of the gene XPO1, whose product is annotated as exportin 1. The transcript has 26 exons. Gene Ontology annotation, molecular function: nuclear export signal receptor activity; small GTPase binding. Gene Ontology annotation, cellular component: nucleus; cytoplasm. Gene Ontology annotation, biological process: ribosomal small subunit export from nucleus; protein export from nucleus; ribosomal large subunit export from nucleus. The record is from RefSeq and is a predicted model, not a curated record. Lineage: Eukaryota; Metazoa; Chordata; Mammalia; Diprotodontia; Phalangeridae. The coding region runs from base 656 to 3871 and encodes 1071 amino acids.